AUGUCAUCAUCUGAAUAUUAUUGUGUACCAGGUGAUCGUUUAUGUCCAUGUGAUCGUGCUAUAGCAGGUCCUGGAACAUAUGAAAAACAAAAUUGUAUUUAUGCAAGUAUUGCUGGUACUAUUCAACUUACAACAGUCGAUCAAUCAUCAAAUAAUUCAGAUAAAAAACCCACCAUAUCUGUCAUACGUCAAGAUCGUUCUCUAGCUGUUCCAUCCGUUGGUUCAUUAGCCUAUUGUAAAAUAACUAAUGUAACAUCACGUUUUGUACGUUGUCUUGUUUUUGCUAUUAAUAAUCAACCAUUAAAAACACCAUGUCAUGGACGUAUUACACGAGAAAAUAUUGAAAGUAUAAAUAAAGAUUCUGUUGUAUGUAGUACAAAAUUUCGACCAGAUGAUAUUGUACUUGCACGAAUAAUAGCACUUGGUGAUGCUAAUGCAUAUUUAUUAAGUACAGCAGAAGAAAAUCUUGGAGUUAUUGCUGCUCGUUCAGUAGCUGGUGAAAAACUUGUACCGAUAUCUGAUUGUCAAAUGACAUGUUCAAUGACAAAUACCGUUGAACCACGUAAAGUUGCUAAAAUUCAAGCUGAUUUAGCUAAUGAAGUAUCAAAACUUGUUUAG
Molecule: messenger RNA, 618 nt
Organism: Rotaria sp. Silwood1
Lineage: Eukaryota; Metazoa; Rotifera; Eurotatoria; Philodinida; Philodinidae
Source: the annotation of a GenBank genome assembly